Paraglomus occultum is the source of this 365-nucleotide messenger RNA. The record is from the annotation of a GenBank genome assembly. Lineage: Eukaryota; Fungi; Glomeromycota; Glomeromycetes; Paraglomerales; Paraglomeraceae.
AUUUAGAUAGUAGUGGCAAGGAUACGGCAAGGCGAACCCUGUUGCAAAAGACUUGUGAACAGCUUUCAAAAUCUUCUGCAUUACAACUUGGCCGUCAGGACCUGAAGCUUUUGUUCGCAUUUGACGAAGCCCGAUAUCUAUUACGCAAUUCUGAAUCGUCAGUUGACUUGUUCUACUCAUUUCGGUUGGCUCUUCGGUUGCUACCAGACAUGACUAAGGAUGAGCAAGUCGAGCAAAGUGAGACUUCCUCGAGUAAAGGAACAGCAUCGAAAAGGAUAAAAACAUCUGAAAAAGCAGAAGACAAACAACUGAAGAAUUUUAAUCCCAGUUUCUAUCAAGAUCCGUCACACCGCGUUUGGCAGUGA